UUCCGGAAAUGUACUGGAUAGCACCAUUACAGUAUAAGGUUGUUGUUAAGAAUGUGGGGCAUUUUUGUAUCCAGUUAUUUUAAUCGGCUAGUUAAUUAUCCUGGUUUCUCGCAUAAACUACUAACGAUACUAUUUUAUGUCGCGUGAUCGUUUUUUAUUAAUACUAUUUUACUAAAUCGGGUCGUUCUGAGUGCGCGACGGGAUCUUUUACAAUGUCCAGUUGUGUUGUAUUUCAUUCUCAGCUAACUUCCAUUAUGGAGGUUCUAACUAAAACGGCAGUGACAGAAAUUUGCCAGCUCGUCGACAAUGGAUAUGCGGUUUUACGUUUGGAAAUAUCUCGGAGUGAGAAAGAGAACCAAACCCUGAAACGAAAACUGCAGAUGUUGGAGCUGAUGGUUGCGCGGGGAUAUGCCGAAACUGGACUGCGAGAGACCUCUGCUGCAAACAGCCUACCAGAUGGAGCCCAGGGUUUCGACGGAUCCAGAGAAACAGAAAGGGAGAAUCAUUUUGCAGCUGCAGAGCGAGCCUUUGGCAGUCAGUUGGGUGUUAGUCUGUGGAAAGAUGGAGAGCCCACAGCUGUGGAUGAAGAGGACACUUCAUUGGCUUCUGCCAUGAGGGAUGAGUGUACAGACUUGGAGGAGGGAAGAUCUCAAUCACUACUCAUAAAAGAAGAGACGCUUGAAGAGGACUUGGAGAGCAGUCAUCCACAAGAAGCUGUGGAGUUAGAUGGUGGUAAAAGGGCUCCCAUUGCAGAACCUCAGACUGCACCUCCAUUAGGCCAAGAGCAGCUCACUGAGCAGCACAGCACAAGACACAGUGUUUGGGAAGACAGCGGACUGGACACUGUUCUAAAAGCAGAACGAGAGAUCAAGACAGGAGCUGAAAACAGAGCAGGAAGACUAAACAUUUUGGACUACGAGGACAUAAUCCAGGAGAGAUCCGCUGAACUGCCUUUCACUGCGGAUGGGAUCCCAGAAAAGGACAAGGAGGAAGCUGCUUGUUCUUAUCCUGUGGAAAGUGACACAGAGAACCUUUCGGUUCACUCAGAGCUGCUGUCGGGGAAGAGUCUGUCCUCCCUAGGGUCACUUGACAUGAAAAGAGAGGAUGAAACAAUCGACUCUGAGCUCCUAAAAGUUGAAGCAGAGAUACGUUCUGCAUGGAGCAAAGAGAUCAUGUCAGGAGUGAUUUCUUCACAACACAGCUACUAUGGUAAAGACUGGGAGAGCGAUGAGCUUCUGCUUGAAAAUGACACCAAUGUUUGUCCCUCACAAACUGAAAUGGCGGGUCGGGACAACACAGCAGACGUCAGAUCCAAUGCCUUAAGUAUGAACGGAUGGGCCCCCUACGACAAAAGCUCUGUCACAUCAAGAAUCUCUGAGACACACUCUGCAAACGCAAGAGAAGAACGGUUUAUUUGCACAUACUGCGGAAAAAGUUUCACUUGCCAGAAUGUUUUUGAAGCACAUCAGAGAACUCAUGUCACAGAGAAACCAUUUAAUUGUUCGCAGUGUGGGAAGAGGUUUGCUCAGUUGAGUAAUCUCAUAACGCAUCGAAGGGUUCACACGGGGGAGAAGCCUUACAGCUGUACACACUGCGGGAAGCAGUUUGCUCAGUCACGCUAUCUUGUGACACAUCUAAGAAUCCAUACAGGAGAGAAACCAUUCAGCUGCACACAGUGCGGGAAGCGGUUUGCCCAGUCCAACAAUCUUGUACGACACCAGAGCGUUCACACUGGAAAGAAGCCCUUCAGGUGCUCGCAGUGUGGGAAGAGUUUCACAACUUCAAGUCACCGUAAAAGACACGAGAGUGUUCACAAUGGAGGGAGACCAUACACUUGCACUUUGCUUAAGUGUUACCUGAAUCUGUAUUUAACGUGGUAUCUAAAUAGCUACCUUUGCUUGUAUUGCCUGGCUGUGCCUCCAGAGUCUGACGUCGUGUUUACUGGUCCAGCACGCUGUCAAGGCACUACCAUGUCGACUUCUGCUGCAUUCCAAACUGAGCUUGUCGCCAUCAUGGAGGUUUUGACAAAAGCGGCGGUGACAGAAAUUAGCAAACUUGUAGAUGAUGGAUAUGCUGUGUUACGCCUUGAAAUAUCCCGAAGUCACCUGGAAAACGAAGAGCUGAAGCGGCAACUAGCGAUUCAGAUGGACACUAAAAGGAGAACGCCACAAAGCUCUAUAACUUAUAUAAACACCGGGGUUUGCAGAGGCCACCUUUAUAAUGAUAAAGGAAGAACUGCAAUGGCAGGAGGAGUCUUUGGCGAGUUUGUAGCCGGCUGGCGUGGAGAUGUAGAAUGCGCCACGAUGGACAAUCGGAGGAAUUGCGACGAUAAGUCUUUAUACCCAUGUGAGGAAAUGGUUGAAUCGCAGCUUAUUAAAGCGGAGAGGCUUGAAGAAGACUUGGAGAGUAGCGAUCUACCUCAAAGACUGAAUAUCUGUGAGAACAGAGCUGUGGAGUCAGAUGGUGGUGAAAGGUCUCCCAUUGCAGACGCACAUAUUGAAUCUUCAGUAGGCACAGGGGACCUUGCUGAGCAGCACAGCACCAGAAACACUGUUUGGGAAGAUGGCACACUGGACACUGUUCUCAAGGCUGAGCCAGAGCAUGAUGCUGUCAACCUCCCGGAUGCAAGAUCUGAACACACAGCAGGGAGACUGAACAGCCUGGAACAUGAAUUUGUUUUUUAUGAAGGACCCAGCCAGGUGGAUACUUUUUUUAGUCAAAGGACUGAUGAAACGGAUACUGGAAGUCCUGUCUCCUCUUAUCCUACAGAAUCCAACUCUGUUCAGUCAGAACUACAACUCAUUCCUACCACAGCAAAAGACAGUGGGAAGAAUGUGUCUUCUCUGGGAUCCCUUUGUGGAAAUAACUCUGUUCCUCUUGAAAUGGGAGCUGAUGUGUGCUUUACAUGGAGCAAAGAGUCCCUGUCCCGACCAAGAAGUUCAGCAAGAUUAACCAAACUGGCUUAUGGGCAUGCUGUUUUUGAGAGUCACAAUCAACAUUUACCCUCCACGACUCCUGGGGUUGCAGACACAGGGCAUGCCGUUUUUGAGAGACACGACCAGCAACUACAUUCCACUACUGAAGGAGUUGCAGACCCAGAGCGUCCAUCUUGCUCUUACUCGGUAGGAUGUAACGUUGAGAAUCGCUUCAUUCACGCGGAGCUGGAGGACCGUAAAAGUCUGUCUCCUUUAGAAUCUAACUCUGAUGCCGCAGAUUCCAGUAUCGCCGCUGUUUGUGCAAAAACCUUGACGGCGUCAUCAAGCCGUAAGAUUCAAUGUAGAGAGAAGAGGCGGCCGAUUUGUACGUUAUGUGGGAAGCUGUUGAGCUGUGCACAAACUCUUGAAGCACACUUGAGAAUUCACACAGGGGAGAGACCGUACAGUUGUACAUACUGUGAAAAAAGAUUCAACCAACUGAGUAAUCUUAAAACUCACCAGAGAACUCACACAGGGCAGAAACCAUACAGUUGCAUCCUGUGUGGGAAGCGGUUUUCUGAUCCUGGUUAUCUUAAACGACAUCAGUAUGUUCACACAGGAGAGAGACCAUUCAAGUGUGCAGAGUGUGGGAAGAGUUUCUCUUUUUCAAAUAAUCUCAUAAGACACCGGAGUGUUCACACUGUAAAGAUUAUUUAGCUGGAUAUGACAGGACAUUGUUCCUUUAUGUCAAAUUAAAAUGCAUGGAAGGAACACUGGAUAGACCACAUGCCCCCCCCCCCCCCCCCUUCCAUCCUGCAAAGAGGAAUUAUAACCUGUGUGAGCAGUUUUAAAUCCUGAAAUGCCACGCACAGUGAAUUGGUGGGCAAGUUAGUUAAGUUUACCCUGAAUUUUAGUGGGUGUUCCCUGAUCCAUAUAGGACUCGAGUGCAGUUGGAUCCUUUUGUUAAAAACAUCAGCAUUUCCAGUUGUGACACUACAUAAGAAACUAUUGAUGUUGACAGUUAAAUGACUAAAAAGUGUAAAAGGCUAUAUGCCUAAAAAUACAUUAACACAGAAAAACAGUGCAUUGAUUCUCUUAAUAGAUCCUUUAUAAUUUGCACUAACACGCUAGAAAACUGCCAUAACCCGUGGUACACACAAACUUACAAUAUUACAAAUAUUUAAUGUUUUAUUUUAUAAGCCUAACAGUAAUUUGGGAGGAGAAUAAUGCAUUGAAUUAUUUUUUCUGCCGUUUCUUUAUUACCCUCCAUAUCCAUUAAAUAUUUAUAAUUUUUAAAUAAUUGAAUGCAAUUAUCUCUAAUUCUCUAUUGUACACAUGAAUGGGUAUGGGCCUAGACAUGCAGUGUAAACAUAGCCUUAGUUGCUCUCUGUAUGUAAAUCACACCUGAAAGCUCAAGUCUGUGACAAUUGAACCACUUGGUGAAAGAAGGUAUUCUCAUCAUGUAUGAAGUUAUUUUCACUAUUGUUUUAAGGCUGCAAAAUAAGUGCUGUGGGUUGCAGAAGUAUUUCGACCCUUGUGUAGUUCUCACCUCUCUUUUUUUGCCUCAGGGCUUGAACUUGAAAGUAGGAAUGUGAAUAGGACUAUGUAUGAUAAGCACGUUAACAUUCUUAUUCUGUAAGCCAAUUUUAUUAUAAAUGUCGAGUGGCAUCUUUUAUUAGAGGCAGCAGUUAUAGGCUAAUCCACUUAUUUUAGUCCCAUACAAAGUUUGGGGCCAGCUCUAGUGAUCCACUGAAUGUGGAUAUGUGUUGCAUUAUCCACCUAUGCCAGACUUCACCUGCUCAUCUUGCUUAGUUCAGAUUAGAACUAAAGGACAUUUAACCCACUUAACUGGAAUGCCACUAAAGACAUUCCUACUUAAUUUCUGGAAUGUCUUCAGUUGCAUUCCAGUUUUUUUCCAUUGUUUUAAAAUAAAGUGUGUUAAACCUAA
Molecule: messenger RNA, 4863 nt
Organism: Anguilla anguilla (European eel)
Lineage: Eukaryota; Metazoa; Chordata; Actinopteri; Anguilliformes; Anguillidae
Exons: 8
Coding region: 213-3632 (1139 amino acids)
Biological process (GO): regulation of transcription by RNA polymerase II
Molecular function (GO): DNA-binding transcription factor activity, RNA polymerase II-specific; RNA polymerase II cis-regulatory region sequence-specific DNA binding
Source: RefSeq, a predicted model, not a curated record